CGAGAGUGCUUCGCGCUAUCCACCUCCGUUCUAACCGUUCUAGCUACGGUUCGGCCGAUUAGUCGGCCAGUUCGCUGCGUCCAAUUAUUUGAACGGCAUGCGCGCGGCGACCGAGGACUCCUUCACCGGUUCUCGUUCGCGAUCGCCGCUCGCCAACCGUCGUCUAUCGUCUGUGAGCGAGGUCCGCCGUCAUCUCGACCUGAGUCUCACCGUCACAGCAGUAAUCAACUCUACGCCGGCUGACUGUAUCGAUACUGUCCGGUUUUGAUAGCACGCAACGAUGCUGAAUUUCUUCGAAAGUAUCGCAUAUGUCCCAAAGAUCUACUAUGGCGCAUUGUUGGGCAUCGGUUUCUGCAUCUAUUAUCUCUGCGAAGUCGUCAAGACACCCUUGUUGGUUUGCGCCAAUGGUCCAUUCCGCUCAUUCCUGGAAGCCAACAUUCCGCUCGUACGAAAUAAAUUCUGGCCAACAUUAUGGUGUUUCGAAUCGCGAGCACAGACCAUUAUAGCCAGCAUAUUGAGAUCUCGGAUAUGGCCGCACGUUGAAUAUCGCAGGGAAAUUUUUACUUUGUCCGACGGAGGUGAAGUAGCCUUAGAUUGGGCCGAAAAAGAUUGUUCUAUCACAUCGCCAAUUGUUAUUAUUUUACCUGGUCUCACAGGCGCUAGUCAAGCGGAAUAUAUCAAAUGUCUAGUAUCAGCCGCGAGAAAAGAUGGGAUACGAUGCGUAAUUUUUAACAAUAGAGGUUUAGGCGGAAUACAACUUAAGACUCCGCGAACAUAUUGUGCCGCUAAUUAUGAUGAUUUAAUUGAAGUCAUAGAACACGUAAAGAAACUUUAUUCUCACGUACCUCUUGGAGCAACUGGAAUCUCCAUGGGAGGGUUGAUCUUAGGUAAUUAUUUAGCGCAAGAAGCUCCAAUAGCAAAGACCAAAUUGAAAGCGUGUGUCAUUAUUUCCGUGCCAUGGAACGUAUUCGAAGGGACAAGGAAUAUUGAGGAAAAUUAUUUUAAUCGAAUGCUAAAUAAGCAUCUAGUUAAUAGUCUGUGCCGCACAAUACAACGAUAUAAAACUUCUAAUAUGAGUUUCAACGUGGAUAUCGAUACUGUUCUUAAGAGCCGAACGAUAAGAGAAUUCGAUUCGAGUUUUACUGCAAGACAUUUUGGAUAUAAAAACGUCGAAGAUUAUUACAGUAACGCAACGCUUCAUAAUAAAUUACACCUAAUCCAAGUUCCAACUUUGUGCCUCAGUGCGGCAGACGAUCCGUUUCAGCCGUUGGAAGCGAUACCUUUGAAAGAGAUAAGCCAGACUAAAAAUGUGGCUGUAGUGGUAACAUCGCGCGGAGGACAUAUUGGUUUCCUGGAAGGCGUUUGGCCGGCCAAGGAGGAGCAAUAUAUGGGAAAAUUCUUCACGCAAUUUUUCACAUCGAUGUUCACCAGUGAUUUUAAAUAAUGGAACGCUUGAUGUGUCUAUAGAUCAAAAUCGGAUGAACGGUAUCGUAA
This is a messenger RNA of Solenopsis invicta (red fire ant), 1494 nucleotides long. It is a transcript of the gene Hydr1, whose product is annotated as phospholipase ABHD3. Gene Ontology annotation, biological process: medium-chain fatty acid catabolic process; medium-chain fatty acid biosynthetic process. The record is from RefSeq and is a predicted model, not a curated record. The coding region runs from base 281 to 1444 and encodes 387 amino acids. The transcript is spliced from 7 exons. NCBI's taxonomy places the organism in Eukaryota, Metazoa, Arthropoda, Insecta, Hymenoptera, Formicidae. Gene Ontology annotation, molecular function: acetylesterase activity; monoacylglycerol lipase activity.